Messenger RNA from Drosophila serrata, 1810 nucleotides. It is a transcript of the gene ZnT86D, whose product is annotated as solute carrier family 30 member 7. Gene Ontology annotation, biological process: zinc ion import into Golgi lumen; intracellular zinc ion homeostasis. Gene Ontology annotation, molecular function: zinc ion transmembrane transporter activity. The record is from RefSeq and is a predicted model, not a curated record. Gene Ontology annotation, cellular component: membrane; cytoplasmic vesicle; Golgi apparatus. NCBI's taxonomy places the organism in Eukaryota, Metazoa, Arthropoda, Insecta, Diptera, Drosophilidae.
UAAAAGAAAAUAAGAAACUUAAACAAGAGAAUUGUUUAACCCAGUAAGCAUCCAGACAGACACUGCCUGCCUGCCAUUCACAGCGAAACGUUGCAAGCGUGCACUCAACAAAUAUGUUUACGUGGUUACCUUUAUUUUGAUGACAACACAGCAGAUUGGUGCUGGCAAAGACGGUUUUGGUUCGGUUUCUGGCUGCCUGAAAGAAUGAAUUGAGCGAAAGCCAUUCAGCGAUCCACCCACCCGCACCGCUUCACGACAGCCCCGUCUCGCCGGCAACUGUGCAAACAAGACGACCAGCCAGCCAGCCGAACCAGGAAGCGUCUGCGUUGCGGAGUUAUUCGCGAAUCAAAAGGCUGCCGCUGCCGCAAGCCGAUAGAGAUUCAUUCGGGCCCGGCCAGAAUCGGAGUCAGAACCAGCGGCGUUACGCGGGCGACGCGACAGCUAACCCCCGAUAAUACCACAGCCGCCAAGAUGAUACCGCUGUCGCACAAGGACCGAAGCAGCUUCGGCUACCGGGUGCGGGAGAAGCUCAACAGUUGGAAGCGGCUUAUCUUCUCAGACCGUAACUCGCGAAACCUGUUCCUGUUCCUGCUGCUCAACCUGAGCUUCGCCUUUGUGGAGCUUUUCUAUGGCAUCUGGACGAACAGCCUGGGUCUGAUCUCCGACUCAUUCCACAUGUUCUUCGACUGCACUGGCCUCUUGGCGGGUCUGGCCGCCUCGGUAAUCACAAAGUGGAAGGCCAACGACAAGUUCUCGUAUGGCUAUGUGCGCGCCGAGGUGCUAGCAGGCUUUGUUAACAGUCUGUUCCUGCUAUUCAUUGCCUUCUUCAUCUUGUCGGAGGGCGUUGAGCGGCUAAUUGAGCCGCCAGAGGUGAAGCACGAGCGUCUGUUUGUCGUCUCCGUCCUGGGCCUGCUGGUCAACUUGGUUGGCAUCUAUGCGUUCAAUCACGGCGGCCACGGGCACUCGCACGGAGGCGGUGGACACGGACACGGUCACUCUCAUGGCGGUGGCGCCGCUGGCCAUGGGCACUCGCACAGCCAUAACGAAGUCAGCAACCACAAUCACCAGGCCAUCACCUUGGAUAAUGGUCACGGUCAUUCCCACGAUCACGAUAGUCAUGGCCACUCGCAUGGGGAUAUUUCAGGCAGCAACUCACAGAUCAUGAGAGGCGUCUUUCUGCACAUCCUGGCUGAUACGUUAGGAUCUGUGGGUGUAAUCAUCUCGGCGGUGCUGAUGCAGAUGUUUGGCUGGAUGAUUGCGGACCCCAUCUGUUCAAUUUUCAUCGCCCUGCUGAUUGCACUCAGUGUGCUGGGACUGAUCAAGGAGUCCAUACUUAUAUUGAUGCAGCGCCAACCUUCGGCUCUGGAUCGAUCCCUGCCGCAGUGCUACCAAAAGGUGACAGGGCUAGCCGGAGUAUACGCGGUGCAAGAGCCUCACUUCUGGACCCUUUGCUCUGACGUCUUCGUGGGAGCCAUUAAGUUGGAGGUGUCGAAGAACGUAGAUCCCAAGUAUGUGGUCACGCACACGCGGAUGAUCUUUGAGGCGGUGGGCGUCAAGCAAAUCUACAUCCAGCUGGAUUAUGUGUGAUGCAGACGAGACUGGCCCACAAUGGCGUCCCUGUAAAAUUAAUGAUGUGUAUAUUCAAAAGCGUGUGUAGUGCGGAAAAUCGUAGAUGUUAUCAACAUUAUUGGAAAAUUGCAGUUCUAAAGGGCGCCACACCACUUAAUCACUUCCAAAAAAUCCCCCAGGAGCUACGCAAAACAAAAAGUGUAAUCUUCAGUUGUACUAGUAAUUUUGCGAAUUUUGUUAA